AUUACAAUGAUCAAUUUGGUUUCAGUCUGAACUUACACUAACUUACACUAACUUACACUAAUCAUCUCCGACUCUACCGCAAAGGAAUGUGGUAAUUGUGACGGUAUUUACAGUUUACAGUCCAAGUGAGCGAGAUUAAGUGAGCGAGAUAUGAUUUGCAGGUAAAUUCAACGGCCAAUCCUUAGUGCCUCUCUCUCCCGCUUCUCAUCCUUCACAAUGAGGGCAUUUCGCGCUCGCCCAGUUCUUGGCGGCGCGGUGUCGGGUUACAUUCCUUGGUCCCACUCGACUGUUCACUCGACUGUUCGAGUGUCGUCGUCGUGUCCGUUCCGGGCUAUUAGCAGUUCUUCGCGAAGACGAGACGUGAGUGCAAACCACGUGCGACCGUCUAUACGAUUCAGUAUACGAUUCGGAUCCUUCGUCGGUCGUCCCUAUAGCAUCGAUCAUAAGGCUUCUAAAUCACCACCUUUCGCUUUUGCCUUUGAUAUCGAUGGAGUCCUUCUCCACGUUGCAAAGCCGAUCCCCGGCGCGACGCAGACCUUAGAGUUCCUCCAGAAACACAACAUCCCGUUCAUCCUGCUAACCAACGGCGGCGGCAAGCACGAGACGGAACGUGUAGCGGACCUAAGCGCCCGCCUUGGCGUCGAGCUGUCUACGGAUAACUUCAUCCAGUCGCACACGCCCUUCCGGGAGCUAGCCCGCGGCAGCGAAGAUGGCCUCCGCGACAAGAACAUUCUCGUCACGGGUUCCGACGCCGCCAAAUGUCGUGUUAUCGCCGAGCAGUACGGCUUCCGGCACGUCAUCACCCCCGCGGACAUCCUAGCGGCCCACCCCACAGUCUGGCCCUUCGACCCGCUCAUGGAGGAACUCUACGCAAAAACAGCGCGCCCGCUGCCGUCGCCAAACCCCAAAAUCGACGCUAUAUUCGUGUUCAACGACCCGCGCGACUGGGCCCUCGACAUCCAGCUCAUCCUCGACCUGCUCAUGUCGAAAGACGGCGUCCUCGGGACCUACUCCCCGCGCAACGGGCUCAAGGACCUGCCGAACGGCGGGUGGCAGCGCGACGGCCAACCAGCCCUCUUCUUCUCGAAUCCGGAUUUGUUCUGGGCGGCGGCAUACCCGCACCCGCGGCUCGGCCAGGGCGCGUUCCAGGCCGCGAUCGCGGGGAUCUGGAGGGAAGUCACGGCGGGCGCGGCGGAGCUCGAGCGCGUUACGAUUGGUAAACCGCACGGGAUGACGUAUGAGUUUGCGGAGCGCGUGCUUAAUGCGCAUCGGGCGGCGGUGCUUGGUUUGGACCCGGAAAGGGAGGGGCAGAGACAAGGACAAGGGGCGUUGGAAAGGGUGUAUAUGGUUGGGGAUAACCCGGCGAGCGAUAUCCGCGGGGCAAACGAGUACGAGAGCCCCGAGGGCACGGAGUGGAAGUCGGUGCUUGUGCGUACGGGGGUCUGGAGCCCCGAACGAGGGGGGAAUCCGGCGUUUAGGCCGAGGGUUAUUGUUGAUGAUGUUAAGGGGGCGGUGGAGUGGGCGUUAGAGCAGGAGGGGUGGAAGGGGAGGAUUUGAUGGGGGGUGGUGAGAGUGGAGGGAGUAGUAUGAAUACGAAGAUAUGAAUAUGCGUAUGAGUACCUAAGGUAACUAUGGGUAUGAGUAUAAGUGAGUAUAGUUAUGUGAAGUUGUUAAGUGAAGCUGUGGAAUUGUGUGUGAAGGUUGAGAUUAAAGAGACUAUGGUUGAUCUCUAUCUAGUUACACAUUACGCUAUUUACGGAUUUAAAUGUAUAUGUUCCAGUUAUGACGACUCCUUUUCAUUGUUCUUUCCAUUAUGAUAUAGAGAUUAUUAUUGCCUUCCGUGACGGUUACUAAUAAGCCUUGAAUUAUAGAUGGCUUGUUUAACGUAAGUAUUUGAUAUAACUAUGAAUAUUAAGUAUAUAGUUGUAUUACCUUUGCUAGUUAUUAUAGAAGUUGAUUGAAAUUAGCUAUUUGUAUAAGUCAGGAGACCUUGAAUUCUAAGAUCUCUAACCUAAUGCGUAUGUCACUUAUAUAUCAAGUCUAUCUUAAUUAUAGUUGUCAGCUUACCCGAAUAGUG
Daldinia decipiens is the source of this 2077-nucleotide messenger RNA. Its product is annotated as HAD-superfamily hydrolase. Gene Ontology annotation, biological process: glycerophospholipid biosynthetic process. Lineage: Eukaryota; Fungi; Ascomycota; Sordariomycetes; Xylariales; Hypoxylaceae. The record is from RefSeq and is a predicted model, not a curated record. The transcript has 2 exons. Gene Ontology annotation, cellular component: mitochondrion. Bases 217 to 1557 code for a protein of 446 amino acids.